ACCUUGUAGCCGCUGACGACCUUUACGAACGCCACGUUGACGAUGACGACGUUGAGUUCCUCGAUGCGGACGAGGUUGAGGACGACGAUGAAGAUGACCUUGAAGAGCGCGACUUUGACGACGAGGAGGAGUUCGAGGGUGAUGAAGAUGACGAGGAAGGCACCUUCCUUGAACGCCGGAAGGCUAAAGCCGUCAAGGCACCUAAGAUCGCAGCUCCGAAGCUACCCAAGGUAGCUGCACCGAAGGCACCUAAGGUCGCCGCGCCGAAGGCCGCGAAGCCGGUGAAGGCCCCCCCUCCGGUAAAGGCUCCUCCCCCCGUUAAGGCUCCCCCGCCCGUUAAGGCCCCUCCCCCGGUCAAGGCUCCGCCUGCCAAGACAACCAAGGCGGCUGCUAAGACAACUAAGGCGGUUGCUAAGACAACUAAGGCGGCUGCUAAGACCACGAAGGCAGCAGCGAAGACCACGAAGGCAGCGGCCUCUAAGACUACUUCCACCAAGUCGACCUCAACUGCCGGGGCCGCUUGCUCUGCCACGGCCAAGCCGAAGACGAAGAAGCCCUUCUUCGCCCGUGCGUCUGACUACGUGGCGCACCUCUUCGAGCGCGACUCCCAAGAGUUCAUUGGCUGGCACGGCACCAACAGCGACACGGCCGCCUUCUGGGCGCAGAAGGGCCAACUCGAGAAGCCGGUCAAGGCUGACGGCCUGUUCGACUUCAUCGGCCUCGGGCCCAAGUCCUCUUCAGGCACGAGUGGUGCCGAUGCUGAAAUUGGCCCUGGUGUGUACGUCACAGACGACCAAGACAUUGCGAUCGCGUUCGCGAACAACAACGCGAAGGUGAACCCCGGCACUACAGCCCAGCUCUGCGCGGUCUUCGCCAAGUCGUCCGCCAACUGGCGCACCGCGAUUCGCAAGGCGUUCAUACCUGAGAACCUUGUCGGCGAUUCGUCGAACGCGGCCAAGAAAGCGCAGCUCGAGAAUGCCCGUCUCGCACAUGUCAAGCAGGCCGUCCCGGGCGUGAGCGCGCCGAGCGUGGUCAAGUUCUCGCUCCUCAACCGCAUCACCAAGACCGGCCAGCUCGUCCUUCCGGCCACGAUCACGAACCAGUUCACGGCGCAGUGCUUCAAGGCUGACGGCGGCGCGGCGGCCCCGGGCACGAACAAAUUCCCGGCGUUCAGCUACAACGGCAACACUCUUCGCACGGAAUGGAACAUAGCUGCUGAGAACGCAGGACAGUGCUCAUAAAUGGUCAGGGGUGUACGAUGCGGUAACAGUGAAGUGAAAUGUACCAUAACCGAGCCAGCUGUAGAGAGUUCGUCCAUCCAUGGACUAUACUGCAUCACAACUCUCAUUGAACGAAGAUCUUUUACCUCC
Dichomitus squalens LYAD-421 SS1 is the source of this 1370-nucleotide messenger RNA. RefSeq lists its product as uncharacterized. NCBI's taxonomy places the organism in Eukaryota, Fungi, Basidiomycota, Agaricomycetes, Polyporales, Polyporaceae. The record is from RefSeq and is a predicted model, not a curated record. The annotation marks the transcript as partial. The transcript is spliced from 7 exons.